CCCUGCGGCCGCUCCCUUAACUCCAUCCUGGGCAAGAGCAACCUGAAGUUCGCCGGGAUGCCCAUCACUCUGACCAUCUCCACCAGCAGCCUCAACCUCAUGGCUUCUGACUGCAAGCAGAUCAUUGCCAACCACCACAUGCAGUCCAUCUCCUUUGCUUCUGGGGGAGACCCGGACACAGCCGAGUACGUUGCCUACGUUGCCAAAGACCCCGUCAAUCAUGCCGCCUGCCAUAUCCUGGAGUGCCCCGAGGGCUUGGCGCAGGAUGUGAUCAGCACCAUUGGGCAGGCCUUUGAGCUGCGCUUCAAGCAGUACCUGAAGAACCCCCCGAAACUGGUGACACCCCACGACAGGAUGGCUGGGUUUGAUGGAUCUUGGGAUGAAGAAGAGGAGGAACCGGCCCCUGAUCACCAGUACUACAACGACUUCCCUGGCAAGGAGCCUCCCAUCGGGGGGGUUGUGGACAUGCGGCUGCGGGAUGGGGCUGCUCAGACCCCCAAUCACUUGGGGGCCACGCUG
This is a messenger RNA of Nestor notabilis (Kea), 519 nucleotides long. Its product is annotated as SHC-transforming protein 1-like. Gene Ontology annotation, cellular component: plasma membrane. The transcript is spliced from 5 exons. Lineage: Eukaryota; Metazoa; Chordata; Aves; Psittaciformes; Psittacidae. The annotation marks the transcript as partial. Gene Ontology annotation, biological process: cell surface receptor protein tyrosine kinase signaling pathway; intracellular signal transduction. The record is from RefSeq and is a predicted model, not a curated record. Gene Ontology annotation, molecular function: receptor tyrosine kinase binding.